UUGACACCAUAAGAUAAACAUGGUGGCCGCCACGGGCAAGAAAGUCGGCAAGAGCGACUUGAAACAAGAAGAAAUAAUCCAAGCUGUCGUGACUGCCGAUAACUUCAGUGACAGGUUCGCGCCUAUCACCAAGGAUCAUCCAUGGGUACUUAUGCCAUUGGUCCAUCGCCCGCUCAUCGACUACACGCUACAAUACCUCAGCAACGAAGGUGUCCAGGAGACCUUCGUUUUUUGCUGCUCACAUGCGGACAAGAUCAGAGAAUACAUCAAGGAGUCGAAGUGGUCCGAUGCCGACAGCAAGAUGAGCGUGAGCGUGUUGUCCUCAGAGGACUACCUGUCAGUGGGCGACAUGAUCCGUGACCUGGAUGCCAAGGCUCUUAUUCGCUCGGAUUUCAUCCUGCUGGAUGGGGCUACUGUGGCCAAUGUGCCGCUGCGACCAAUCGUUGAGGAGCACAGAAAAACAGUUGCGAGGGACAAGGGUGCCCUAAUGACAUUGGUGCAUCGGCGGCUGCCCCCAUGGCACCGACGUCGGUGUCGUGAGGAUGACAGUGCGGUGGCCCUCAAUCCGGAGACAGGCAAGCUCCUGCACCACAUCAAGACCAGCACCACCAACAAGUGUGACUUUCCCCUGAGCAUAUUCCAGGAGCAGUCACGGGUGUCCCUUCACUAUGACCUGCAGGACUGCCACGUGGCUGUGUGCUCGCCACAUGUGCCGCCCAUCUUCGCCGACAACUUUGACUACCAGACCCGCCUCGACUUCGUACGUGGCAUCCUCGAGCACGAAGAGAUUAUGGGCAAUUCAAUUUACGUGCACAUCACCGACACCUGCUAUGCGGCUUCAGCAUGCAACCUCGUCAUGUAUGAUGCCGUCAGCCAGGACGUGCUGCAGAGGUGGAGCCAUCCGCUUGUGCCCGACCAGUUUGCCAAGGAGAGCGGCCCGGCAUGUGUCUAUCACCGGCACAAUAUCUACAAACCCACUGCAGGACUGCAACUCUCAAGGAGCUGUGUCUUGGAGCCCAGCACGUUUGUCGGCUCUGGCACCAGGAUUGGGGACAACACCGUAGUGGCGAACUCUGUGAUUGGCCGGAACUGCACCAUUGGUCGCAAUGUGCAGCUGCGAAAUGCCUACCUGUGGGACGACGUGGUCGUGGAGGAUGACUGCCGCCUGCAACAAUGCCUGCUGGCCAGUGGUGUGGUCGUAAAGCACAACGUCACCGUGACACCCGGAUGCGUGCUUUCCUUCGGAGUGGUGGUGGGACCCAACAUCAAGUUAAAGGAAGGCACUUUGCUCCAGUCCACACCCGAUACAGACGGCUUUGAGGACGAGCCAGGACACGUUGAAGAGUGCAACCCUACCCUGGUCGGCAAGGAAGGGCGCGGCUUCCUCUGUCGUCCAGAGGAGGAAGAUGAUGAUGAUGACGACAACGAGGCUCUGCCCGAGGACGUUUGGGGAAGGCCACCGCCUCCCUCGGAGGACGAGGACAGUGGUCCCGAGGAGGACGACCUCUCUUCAGAUGGCUCCGCAUCACCUGUCGACGACACGAAGUUGUUCUACAACGAGGUUGUGGAGAGCCUGCAGCGUGGUGUCGAGGAGAACGUCAAGUGCGACAACCUCAUCCUCGAGAUCAACUCUUCGAGGUACGCAUACAACAUUGCCAUGCGCGGGGUGAUAGCAGUCGUGACACGGGUGGUGCUGGAGAUGCCCCUGCUGCUUACGAGCCCGGCAGGCGGUGGCGGGGAGGCGGCGACCCAGCCGAGCGCGGCAGAGUACGGCAGCAAGCUGCGCAAGUGCCUCGCUCAGUUCCGUGCCCUGCUGCUGAACUACGUCCGAGAUCCAGAGUCCAUGGCAGACUGCCUGCUUGGGCUUGAGGAGUUUGUUGCAUUGCAUGAACAGUACUCUGCCGCUGUCGGAGGCAUCCUCAAGUGGAUGUACGACCAGGAGCUGCUGUCUGAGGAGGCCAUCGUCCAUUGGUUCCAGGAGCACAGUCCUAGCACCCCUGGUCCAGCUGGGCUGGUCAGGAAGGCAGGUGCCAAAUUCGUACAGUGGCUGCAGGAAGCCGAAGAAGAAAGCGACGAGAGCGAAGAGGAAAGCGAUUAGUUUGAAUAAAUUAAUACUCACUCCUUCACUCCUGA
Molecule: messenger RNA, 2133 nt
Organism: Dermacentor andersoni
Lineage: Eukaryota; Metazoa; Arthropoda; Arachnida; Ixodida; Ixodidae
Gene: eIF2Bepsilon
Product: eukaryotic translation initiation factor 2B subunit epsilon
Cellular component (GO): eukaryotic translation initiation factor 2B complex
Molecular function (GO): translation initiation factor activity; translation initiation factor binding; guanyl-nucleotide exchange factor activity
Source: RefSeq, a predicted model, not a curated record